Messenger RNA from Balaenoptera acutorostrata (minke whale), 4160 nucleotides. It is a transcript of the gene TRAF4, whose product is annotated as TNF receptor associated factor 4. The record is from RefSeq and is a predicted model, not a curated record. The coding region runs from base 132 to 1544 and encodes 470 amino acids. The transcript is spliced from 7 exons. Gene Ontology annotation, biological process: positive regulation of JNK cascade; activation of NF-kappaB-inducing kinase activity; signal transduction. Gene Ontology annotation, molecular function: zinc ion binding; protein binding. NCBI's taxonomy places the organism in Eukaryota, Metazoa, Chordata, Mammalia, Artiodactyla, Balaenopteridae.
GGCGGGCUCAAGGGCUGGGCGCAGGCCGCGGCUGCCAGUCGGCGCCGCCCGCAGCCGGGAGCGCGGCCGGAGCGAGGCGCGGGCUGUGGGGCCGCCGCGAACCCGGCCCCGCUUGCCCGUGCCCGCCCGCCAUGCCCGGCUUUGACUACAAGUUCUUGGAGAAGCCCAAGCGUCGGCUGCUGUGCCCGCUGUGCGGGAAGCCCAUGCGCGAGCCCGUGCAGGUUUCUACCUGCGGCCACCGCUUCUGCGACACCUGCCUGCAGGAGUUCCUCAGUGAAGGAGUCUUCAAGUGCCCUGAGGAUCAACUUCCUCUGGACUAUGCCAAGAUCUACCCAGACCCAGAGCUGGAGGUACAGGUACUGGGCCUGCCUAUCCGCUGCAUCCACAGUGAGGAGGGCUGCCGCUGGAGUGGGCCACUUCGCCACCUACAGGGCCACCUGAAUACCUGCAGCUUCAACGUUGUCCCCUGCCCCAACCGCUGCCCCGCCAAGCUGAGCCGCCGGGAUCUGCCCGCGCACCUGCAGCACGACUGCCCCAAGCGGCGACUCAAGUGCGAGUUCUGUGGCUGUGACUUCAGCGGGGAGGCCUUUGAGAGCCAUGAAGGUGUGUGCCCGCAAGAGAGUGUGUACUGUGAGAACAAGUGUGGUGCCCGCAUGAUGCGGCGGCUCCUGGCCCAGCAUGCCACCUCUGAGUGCCCCAAGCGCACCCAGCCUUGCACUUACUGCACCAAGGAGUUUGUCUUUGACACCAUCCAGAGCCACCAGUACCAGUGCCCGAGGCUGCCUGUGCCGUGCCCCAACCAGUGUGGCGUGGGCACCAUGGCUCGGGAGGAUCUGCCGGGCCACCUCAAGGACAGCUGUAGCACUGCCCUGGUGCUGUGCCCAUUCAAAGACUCCGGCUGCAAGCACAGGUGCCCUAAGCUGGCAAUGGCACGGCACGUGGAGGAGAGCGUGAAGCCACAUCUGGCCAUGAUGUGUGCCCUGGUGAGCCGGCAACGGCAGGAGCUGCAGGAGCUGCGACGAGAGCUGGAGGAGCUGUCCGUGGGCAGUGAUGGCGUGCUCAUCUGGAAGAUUGGCAGUUACGGGCGACGGCUACAGGAGGCCAAAGCCAAGCCCAACCUCGAGUGCUUCAGCCCCGCCUUCUACACGCAUAAGUAUGGCUACAAGCUGCAGGUGUCUGCAUUCCUCAAUGGCAAUGGCAGUGGUGAGGGCACACAUCUCUCGCUCUACAUUCGCGUGCUGCCAGGUGCCUUUGACAAUCUCCUUGAGUGGCCCUUUGCCCGCCGCGUCACCUUCUCCCUGCUGGAUCAGAGCGACCCUGGGCUGGCUAAGCCACAGCAUGUCACUGAGACCUUUCACCCUGACCCAAACUGGAAGAAUUUCCAAAAACCAGGCACUUGGCGGGGCUCCCUGGAUGAGAGUUCUCUGGGGUUUGGUUACCCCAAGUUCAUCUCCCACCAGGAUAUCCGCAAGCGAAACUAUGUGCGGGAUGAUGCAGUCUUCAUCCGUGCCUCUGUUGAAUUGCCCCGAAAGAUCCUCAGCUGAGAGCAGACCCAGCUAUAGGAAAAAGGGGGGUGGGAAAUGACCUCCAUCAGGCAGGCUGAGCCUGGAGAGGGGGCCGGACCCCCUUACAGCUGCUUCUGCUGCCUAGGUUCUGCUACCCUGUUCCCCCUCCCUCCUUCCCUACCACCCUCAGGUGCCUCCUUUUGGUGCUUCAGCCCUGGCCUCUGGGAAGAGCAGGUCUUAGGGUCAACAAGGGCUUGGAAACAAGCGAUCCCGGGGCCUGUUGCCUGGGAUCAGGGCAGACAUGCCUUGGUGCCGGCCACACUCUUCCAGGGACUGAGGUGCCUGCUGGUGCUAUGUCCCAAGAGCCAUAGGGGGGAGGGGGAGUUGGGAAACUGAGGGGUAGUUAAAGAAUCUGUCUUGAGAUCUGAUGUCUCCUUUCCCCAGCUGUGUCCCCUCUGGUUAUUUAUUUACUUAGUGCCAGAAGGGCACAGCAGGGGAGCCCUGAUUUUUAAUAAAUCCUGACUUGUAUUUAUUAACUUGGUUCCAGCCUGACUCAUCUGGGUUGCUUAGGGCCCAAUUGUGAAGUCAAGGGACCAGUCAGGGACUGCAACUGCUCUGGCCCCAGAAUCCAGCUGCACUGCUGGAUCGCCCUCUGGUGGAAGACAGAGGGACUGCACUAGGCUUUGUGUGGAGGACAUUUGUCUGCUGCUGCCCUCUAGUGGUUAGAGGAGAGAGGUGCAGGCUCUGGACGUCUUAAAGGUUUAGAGUCUCUCUGAUCGAUACCCCACCAAGGACUAGUGCCUGUGCUGUAGGCAGGUCUUCCUUGGUCUAAUGAUAAUAGCUACCAUUUAUUGAGUACUUUUGAUGUGGCAGACACUGGUAAGCACUUUAUAUGCAUUAUUUCUUUUAAUACAACAGUCAAGUGAAAUAGCUUUUAAUCAAAGGACCUAUCUUAGUGGGCUGUGGUGAAGACAAUGCAUGUUCCCAGUAAAAAUAGUCGGUCCUUUGUAUCUGUGGGUUCCACAUCCUCGAAUUCAAUCAACAGUGAAUUGGAAAUACUUGGGGAAAGUUCCAGAAAGUUACAAAAAGCAAAAGUUUUUGGCCACUCAUGGGCAAAUCUACAUAGUAUUACAUUGUAUUAGGUAUUAUAAGUAAUCUAGAGAUUAAAGUAUACCAGAGGAUGUAUAUAGGUUACAUGCAAAUCCUAUGCUAUUUUAUAUCAGGGACUUGGUGAAUUUCUGUAUCCGCUGGCGAUUCUUAAACCAAUUCCCUGUGGAUACUGAGGGAUGUCUGUGAGUGCUUUAUGAAUGUUAGUCUAACUCCAAAGCCCAGCCCACACCCAGGGACUCCUAAACUGUGCACAGGAGCCUUCAAAUUUUCUCAUCCAUACUUACUUUUCAUACAGGCCUCAAUGGGUACCUGUGAUUAUCCACAUUUGCCUGGUGAAAUAGGAACAGAGGAGUGAAUUGACUUCAGUGAUCUUUCAGCUAGUUUGGGGCAGGGCCUGGAUUUUUUUCCCCCCUGUCACUGGAUUCUGUUUUAAGCUCCAGCAUUCACUAGAAGAUUAGCUUCCUUUAAUUUUGGCAGUAGAUUUGGUUUUGGAUCCUUGAUGUGCUUGCUUUUUUGGCAAGUUAUUUAGCUACAUGGGGCAUCCUUACUCUCACUGGUAAAAUUAAAGUAGUCCUGCUGGAUUCAUAAAGAUUAACUAACUCAUCAGCAUAAAGUGCCUUACUCUUGCCUGGCCCUGAGAAGAGGCCCAGUGUAUGGGAAGUAUUGUUUAGUAUGGAGAAGGUUCAAGGGCUGUAGCCUGCCUUUUUUUACUUCCCAGAGACUCAGGUGAAAAGAGCCCUUAUCAGAAGGUGAUAGGAAAGGUCUGAACCUGAGACAGCCAGUCCGGGGAACCAACCAACUUAGCCUUCAAAAGGUCAAAUUCACUGAUGUAGGGAGAGAUGAAGCCCUGGCUGCCUUGCUGAGAAAGUAAAGAUGGCUCUUUCAUCUAAACUGUCUGGGUACUGUGAAGCCUGGAAGCUGGUAGAGAAGACCAUGGGCUCUAGCAGGGGAAAUGCCUUCACCUGAGCACGGGCUUCACGCAGCAACAGGUAGAACCACUCUUCUGCAGAAGCCUUCCAAGAGAAGCCAGACCCCCCUGGAUCAAGCUUGGGCUCCCUCUGCUGGCAGCACUGUGCCACUGCACCAUUCCAGGUGGUAGGUUCACAAAGAAGGCUGGUGCCGCCUUCAGUUGCCUGCAGUGGAUAUUGCGAUUGACUCCAUACCCAGGCCUAACCCUCAUUCAGUGCCUUUGCAGGCAGUCAUAACUGCUUGUGGAACUCAGGCCAGAUUUUGCCUCACAGCGUGAGCUGGGCUCAACUCAACCAUCUGCUCUGUCUAGCCCUGUGACCCUAGGCUGACUGCAGGUCUCAUUUGACACGGGCAGAAGAGGGCUUUCUUUCACAGGGAUGGGAUGAGGAGUAAAGGAGGCAAAGCACCUUCACAAAAGGGCACCCCACAGAAAAGGGCAUGCUCAGGAGGGUGCUUUCAACUCGAGCCGCCACCUAACCAUCUGAUUCCACCUUCACUGAGUCCCACAACCUGUGGGAUCUUUCCUUCCCUCCAUCACAUCUUAGCCCAGACCCAAACGCAGGAGAAAGGGGAGGA